Molecule: messenger RNA, 2503 nt
Organism: Apodemus sylvaticus (European woodmouse)
Lineage: Eukaryota; Metazoa; Chordata; Mammalia; Rodentia; Muridae
Gene: Acod1
Product: aconitate decarboxylase 1
Molecular function (GO): lyase activity
Source: RefSeq, a predicted model, not a curated record
AGAAUGACUGUGUAUAAAGGCACACAGCCAGCAACUGCUCCUGCCCUUCACUCCUGGACCAGAGUGACCCUCCAGGACGGCAUGAUGCUCAAGUCUGUCACAGAGAGCUUUGCCCGUAUGAUUCACGGCUUGAAAGUGGACCACCUGACAGAUGGAGUCAUUCAGAGGAGCAAGAGGAUGAUCCUGGAUUCUCUGGGCGUUGGUUUCCUGGGGACAAGCACAGAAGUGUUCCAUAAAGUCACCCAAUAUAGUAAAAUCUACAGCUCCAACACCUCCAGCACUGUUUGGGGUCGACCAGAUGUCAGGCUCCCACCCACAUAUGCUGCUUUUGUUAAUGGCGUUGCUGUUCACUCCAUGGAUUUCGAUGACACGUGGCACCCUGCCACCCACCCUUCAGGAGCUGUCCUGCCUGUCCUCACGGCGUUAUCGGAAGCCCUACCUCAGACUCCGAAGUUUUCUGGCCUCGACAUGCUGCUGGCGUUCAAUGUUGGUAUUGAAGUACAAGGACGGUUAAUGCACUUCUCCAAGGAAGCCAAGGAUAUACCAAAGAGGUUCCAUCCUCCCUCGGUGGUGGGGACUCUGGGAAGCGCCGCUGCUGCAUCCAAGUUUCUGGGACUCAGCUUGACAAAGUGCCGCGAGGCCUUGGCUAUUGCUGUGUCCCAUGCCGGGGCACCCAUAGCAAAUGCUGCCACUCAGACCAAGCCCUUACAUAUUGGCAACGCAGCCAAACACGGGAUGGAGGCCACGUUCCUGGCAAUGCUUGGCCUCCAAGGAAACAAACAGAUCUUGGACCUGGGGUCAGGGUUCGGUGCCUUCUAUGCCAACUACUCGCCCAAAGACCUUCCAGACUUGGAUUCUCACAUCUGGCUGCUGGACCAGCAGGAUGUGGCCUUUAAGAGCUUCCCGGCACAUCUGGCUACCCACUGGGUAGCAGAUGCAGCAGCAGCUGUGAGGAAGCACCUCGUGACUUCAGAAAGAGCCAUGCUCCCUGCUGACCACAUUGAGAGAAUCGUGCUCAGGAUCCCUGACGUCCAGUAUGUAAACAGGCCCUUCCCGGACUCAGAGCACGAGGCCCGUCAUUCCUUCCAGUACAUGGCCUGUGCCAUGCUGCUCGACGGUAGCGUCACCGUCCCAUCCUUCUACAGCGAGCAGGUCAAUAGGCCUCAGGUGAAAGAGUUGCUCAAGAAGGUGGAGCUGGAACAUCCUCCCGACAACCUGCCAAGCUUCAACACGCUAUACUGUGAAAUAAGCGUCGCUCUGAAGGAUGGAACCACUUUCACCGAGCGCUCUGACACCUUCUACGGCCACUGGAGGAAACCACUGAGCCAGGAGGAUCUGCACAAAAAGUUCCGAGCCAAUGCCUCAAAGAUGCUAUGCAGGGACACGGUGGAAAGCCUUAUAAAGGUAGUAGAAACGCUAGAGGAUCUAGAAGACUGCGCCGUGCUAACCAGACUUCUAAAAGGACCCUCUGUCCAAGACGAGGCUUCAAACCAUCCGGUGUGUUCUCAUUCCAUCACACCACUUUGCCAAGGCUUACCAAUAUCUAAACAACAUCACAGUGGAAGAGAUACAAUGGCUUGGUUUCCUGCUCCAUUUGCCCAGCCAUGAACACAGCAAGAUGGAGAGUCCAGAAACAGAGAUGAGUCUCUGUCUCGUAAGUUUUGUAGAGCCACUCCUUUUACCUCCAAGAUAACAUCAAAGAAACAAACAACACAGGAUCUGAUGUAUUCACAGGGGUAAAGUCUAAGUCACCUGUUGUCUGCCUGUAAUCUUUCUGGGGAACUAGUUAUUAACUCUGGGAACUUCACAGAUGUAGAGGAAGUGGACCGUGCAGGUGGAGGGCUGCAGAAGGCGCAAGCUUGCUCCGCCCACAGUUAUGCAGAUAGGUUGGCUCCGCCCAGCCCUCCUCUGCAAUGGCUGGUUGGAGGGAGUAACAGUGCCUCUUUUUCUUUCUACACACAGCCUUGAGUAUGCCAAGAAUCCUUCCGCUUAAGCUUCACUGCAGACAAGUCAGUUUGUGCUGGGGUAGGGAGCGGUGUGGCGCCAGAGUCACAGUUUCACUCUUUGUAUUAGAUAGUCUGUUGGCUCAAAAAAAAAAAUUAUGUUGAGAAAAUUUGACAAGUUGAAGACACAAUAAAAUGAAAAUGAGAAAACUGUAAAUGUGUGAGUAAUGAAAAUAUUAACUAUAAACCAUACAGAUUGUCAUAUUAGCAACUAUGUUGAAUAGCUUCUGAAUUCCUGAUGUUUUCAAGAGAAUAGGCUCUUAGCUCCAGAUGUUGACUUGCAAGCAUUCUCAGGAAAGUAUUAUGGGUAACCAUUUGAGAACUCCAGCAGAAUGUGUCAGCUCUCAGUUCAUAGGAGUAGAAAAUAUAAUUAGAAAAGUGAUAAUACAAUGGAAGAAAAGAAAAAAGAGGGAAUGACAAACAAAGAAAAUACGAUGUUUGGAAAUCACCAUAUAAACUGAUAGAAUCUUGAGUAUAAUAUCUACAGUUCCAAAAUAAAA